This is a messenger RNA of Xiphophorus hellerii (green swordtail), 1698 nucleotides long. Its product is annotated as nucleolar GTP-binding protein 2-like. Gene Ontology annotation, cellular component: nucleolus. Bases 155 to 1639 code for a protein of 494 amino acids. Gene Ontology annotation, molecular function: GTP binding. Lineage: Eukaryota; Metazoa; Chordata; Actinopteri; Cyprinodontiformes; Poeciliidae. The record is from RefSeq and is a predicted model, not a curated record. The transcript has 12 exons.
UCAUGACGUCCUUCCUGCUUCACUAGAGGGACACGUGCAAGUUCUAACAUCUCUGAGUCGAGGGGGAAGGCUUCAAACUUCAGCAUUUAUACUGUCCCGAUAGGUGUACAGUUUUGAUUUUCUUGUGAAAGGCUUUACCGAAUAAGCAGUCAACAUGGUAAAGCCUCAGUUUAAGGGGAAGAACUCGAUAAACCCUUCUUCAUCCAGCUCGAACCCCGAUCGAGCCAAAGGUGCAGGGGGAAACAACAUGAGGGACAGAGCCACCAUUAAGCGUCUGAAUAUGUACAGACAAAAACAAAGAUGUAACAACCGAGGGAAAGUUAUCAAACCUUUACAGUACCAGUCUACAGUAGCACCAGGAACAGUGGCCAGAGUUGAACCCAACAUCAAAUGGUUUACAAACACUCGAGUGAUAAAGCAGUCAGCCCUCCAGAAGUUUCAAGAGGAGAUGGGAUCAGUACAGAAGGAUCCAUACCGUGUGGUGAUGAGGCAAAGCAAACUGCCCAUGUCUCUUUUGCAUGACAAAGCCAAACCUCAUAACUCUAAGGUGCACAUACUAGACACUGAGGGAUUUGAGACCACAUUUGGACCUAAGGCUCAGAGGAAGCGGCCCAAUCUCCUGGUUGGAGAUGUGAAGGAUCUUGUAGAGAGAGCGGAGGCUUCAGCGUUGAACUACAGUGCCGACAAAGACACGAACUUGGUGACAGAGGACACUGGUGUCCGGGAGGAAGUACGUGAGGAGAUUUUCAAAAAGGGUCAAUCGAAGAGGAUCUGGGGAGAACUCUACAAGGUGAUCGACUCGUCUGAUGUCAUAAUCCAAGUGCUGGACGCCCGUGAUCCGAUGGGAACCCGCUCCAAAAGCAUUGAGACAUAUCUGAAGAAAGAGAAACCUUGGAAACAUCUCAUCUUUGUAUUAAACAAGUGUGAUCUUAUCCCUACCUGGGUCACGAAACGAUGGGUUGCCGUUCUGUCCCAAGAGUAUCCAACUCUAGCUUUCCAUGCCAGCCUGACCAACUCAUUUGGUAAAGGUUCUCUCAUCCAGCUCCUCAGGCAGUUUGGGAAGCUCCACACAGACAAGAAACAGAUAAGCGUGGGUUUCAUUGGCUACCCAAACGUGGGAAAGAGUUCAGUUAUCAACACUCUGCGCUCAAAGAAGGUCUGCAACGUGGCACCCCUCGCUGGAGAAACAAAGGUGUGGCAGUACAUCACACUAAUGAGGCGCAUCUUCCUCAUCGACUGCCCCGGUGUCGUUUACCCAUCAGAGGACAGCGAGUCUGAUAUAGUCCUAAAGGGAGUGGUUCAAGUGGAGAAGAUCAAAAACCCAGAAGAGCACAUCGGUGCGGUACUGGAACGAGCCAAACCCGAGUACAUCCAGAAGACUUACCGAAUCCCAACAUGGAGUUCUGCUGAUGACUUCCUUGAGAAGCUGGCAUUCCGUACUGGGAAGCUUCUAAAGGGAGGUGAGCCCGAUCUCAGUACGGUCUCCAAAAUGGUUUUAAAUGACUGGCAGAGGGGACGGAUCCCCUUCUUUGUGAAGCCUCCUGGACCAGAGGGAGAUCCAGAAGUAAGAGUUUGCAAAGUCUUUUCCUUCUCCUUCACCAGCCUGUUUUUUUUACGUAAAUUACUGGGACUUCUGUAGGAUGAAAAACCAUUGCCCCUGGAAGGUCCACCGGCUGCAGAGCAGAACGUUCAGGAGGA